Molecule: messenger RNA, 2450 nt
Organism: Symbiodinium sp. CCMP2456
Lineage: Eukaryota; Dinophyceae; Suessiales; Symbiodiniaceae
Source: the annotation of a GenBank genome assembly
GUGUCGAGGGCAGCGCUCGCUUUGGCAACAUCAGCACUUCGUUGGGCAACUACCAGGUCCAUCGUCGUGUCUACGAAGCCAGCGUGAACAUGCCAGGUGAUGCGGAAGUUCAGCUGCGAGUGGAUGCUAAGCUAGACGAGGCACAUAUCCGCGUGGAGCCUUCAGGACAGUGGUGUGACACCAGUGGAGUCCAGUGUCGCAAGGUGAGCGUCGAGCCAGUUGACAAAACCAGCUUUGCUCUGCACGAGGACGUGCUGGCAGACCGGGACGGUGGGACAUACAGCCUGGUCUUAUCCCUGCGGCCCCGGCAGAACCUGAGUGGUCCGAGCAUUCAGAAUUGUAGCUACACCUUUCAGGUCCACAUGCUGAAUCGGCAGGUGAGGUUGGCCCAGCUCGGUCAAAAGAUCGCAGAGCUGCGUGCAACGGUGAAUGCCAUGGAGGACUUCAACCUCGGAGGUGAUGCCGCAGGGGUUCUCAAGCGGUAUCAUCAAGUCGUUCAGGAGCGCAACAUGCUGCUGAAGCAUGCCUACGACGAAGAGACGGCUGUGCAAGGCCGUCUUGUGACAUUUUUGGCCGUUGGGCUGACUGGUACAGGAAAGUCUGAGCUCUGUUACUGGAUGACAGGGGACAAAGAGAAAUGCUCACCCAGCGCCACGAUGAAGUCGCACACGAGCAAGGUCGCAUUUGUGAAAGCACAUCCAUUUGCAGAUGCUAAGUUGCUUUCGGAUCUCGAGUGGAUUGAUACGCCUGGCAGAGGUGACACGAGGGGUGAGGAAGAAGAUGCCAAGAUGUGGAGCCAGACAGUUGAUGACAUCUUGGAGAAGAACAAGAACCAGAAGAUCGACCGGAUCGUGUGGGUGCUGAACGCUGCUUGGCAGCGUGGCGUGGCAAUGAGGGAGCUGAUGAUCAAGGAGUUGCGCCGUUCCUUUGGCAUCCACUUGUACAAGCACCUAGACCUUGUCUUCAACUUCCUGCCCCACGUCGCCAACCAGAGCGAAUACCUCGAGCAAGUCCUCCUUCCGCAGCGCCAGAAGUUCCUGGAUUGGAUCAUGGAGCAAGAGAUGAAUCUUUUCAGCUGGCCAGCCAUUUCAAAAGACAGGAUUCAACGUGAAAUCAACGAGACAGGCUUUUAUGGCAUCAACAUCCACCCCAAGUUCUUGGCAGAGCUGCCAGAUCACCUGCCCCUGUCAGCUCCUUACCUUCAGCAGUUUCCCCCCUUCUCAUACCCAGCCGGGGUGGAUGAGCUCAUUCGGAUGUAUGACACAGCAGCUAAAGAUGGAGGUGACGGCCUUUUCUUGGACAACAAGCACCCGCGAGUUGGCCUAGGUGUUUUGGAGAAAGCUACCUUGCAGUCACUGGAUUGUGGACUGCGCCCCCGGGGUAAGCAACUCGUUCCAGGCGUUGUUGCGGUGAGUAUCCAUGUCGAGGGCAGCGAUUUCUUGCCGGACGACAGAGUGGCUUUGUUUCCAAGCGCAACAGCCUGUGGGAGUACCAGUGUGAGCAAUUGGCCAGACGUGCUCGCUGGAGUGGGGCGUCCGAUUCAGCAGGACAGAACGACUGCAUUCUACCGUGUCAAUUGGCAGCCAGGGCACGAGCAACUCUGUUUCUGUGAAGCGCCAGCCUGCAAUGAAUCCUGGCGCUUUGGCCAGUCAAAACCUGGAGUCCAGAUUCGUCCUUCGGAGAUCAAGUGUAAGGAGCCUAGUCCCACACGUAAAAUCAAAAUCACACAACUUGCUGGCAAUGCUGGUGCCAAGUAUGGCGGCUGCGCUGUGGUUGGUGACCUCCUCAUUGCAACACCAGGAAGUGCAGCCGGUAUCCUACUGUUGAAUACGUCAAGUGGGAGACUAAAGGAACUGCGCUCCGGACUGGGAAAUUUUUCUGGCGACAAAUGGAAGGGCACAGCUACAGAUGGCCAUAAGGUCUAUGCCUCGCCAGACCGGGCAAUGGCCGUGCUGGUCUUUGAUGUGGCUGCCAGAACUAUCCACACCAUCAGUCUCGACAGGGUGGCACGCCAAGGCGACACAUUCGGCAGCAUCGCCGUGGGGGACGGCAUGUUAUUCAUGACUCCUGGACAUGGCCAGCAACACCUGGUAACCAUGGACCUGGUAGGCCAGAAUGUAUCGUUUGUCGACCUCUCCACCUACGCUGAAGGAAGAAGAAAACAAAGCGACCCCCGCCGCUACUACGUUAAAUCGGGAGAGUGGAACUGGCUUGGAUGUAUUGUGGAGAAAGGACAACUCUUCCUUACACCGCACCGCUCUCCGCAGCUGAUUGUUAUGCACACGAGAAAAUUAAACAUCACUGCAUUGGACACAUCCGAACUGGCAGAAAAUGAUGCCGAUAAACAGGCAUUAUGGAGCGGCUCUGUUCAUUACCGCGGUCGCCUGUAUGCAGCGCCGCACGAUGCAGAGAGGACGGGCAGGGCAAAUGUAGCACACAAAUAUACCUAA